Melitaea cinxia (Glanville fritillary) is the source of this 4521-nucleotide messenger RNA. It is a transcript of the gene PCB, whose product is annotated as pyruvate carboxylase, mitochondrial. The record is from RefSeq and is a predicted model, not a curated record. Lineage: Eukaryota; Metazoa; Arthropoda; Insecta; Lepidoptera; Nymphalidae. Bases 249 to 3863 code for a protein of 1204 amino acids. Gene Ontology annotation, molecular function: metal ion binding; ATP binding; pyruvate carboxylase activity. The transcript is spliced from 25 exons. Gene Ontology annotation, biological process: pyruvate metabolic process; gluconeogenesis. Gene Ontology annotation, cellular component: cytoplasm.
GUAUAGUGUAUAUUAUUAGUUCAAAGAGUGACACUGGUCCAGUGGCGGUUCUUUGUUUUUUUUUUUUACUUAAUUAGAUUUAAAUAAUCGAGCGAGACGCUACGAAACGAACAAUCUAGUCAAUUUUUUUUAUACAAAUAAAUAAAAGAUGAAAUAGAUUAGUUACAUUACAAACCGUCUAUUAAAAGUACUUAGUGUGCUAUAAGUUUGAUAUUUGUUUUAUAUUAUUUGGUAAUUGUUAUAUAAAAAUGCAAAUUCUCAAAGCGAGAUUCGCUUUACGAGCUGCAGCGUCGAAUCUACACGCUUGGAGCUGCUCGAGAAGUCGAACUGCAUCCACAGACUCGAAGACUGUAGACUACAAGCCGAUCAGAAGUGUUCUGGUCGCUAAUAGAGGUGAAAUAGCCAUUCGAGUGUUCAGAGCAUGCACGGAAUUGGGCAUACGAUCAGUUGCCAUCUACAGUGAGCAGGAUCGCCUGCAGAUGCACAGACAAAAAGCCGAUGAAUCAUACCUCGUGGGCAAGGGACUACCGCCUGUUGAAGCUUACUUGAGCAUUCCAGAAAUCAUCAGGGUAGCCAAGGAGAAUGACGUGGACGCUGUACAUCCAGGCUAUGGCUUACUGUCUGAGAGGUCAGAUUUUGCGGAAGCAGUGCAACAAGCAGGUCUACGAUUUAUCGGACCGUCUCCAGCUGUGGUACAACAGAUGGGUGACAAAGUUGCAGCAAGAAAAGCCGCGAUUGAAGCUAAGGUGCCGAUUGUCGCGGGAACGGAUGGACCGAUAACGACUAAAGAAGAAGCGCUAGAGUUUUGUAAACAACAUGGUCUCCCGGUCAUAUUUAAAGCGGCGUACGGCGGCGGCGGGCGCGGCAUGCGCGUGGUGCGCGAGAUGAGCGAGGUGGCGUCGGCGUUCGAGCGAGCCUCGUCGGAGGCGCUCGGCGCCUUCGGGAACGGCUCCAUGUUCAUCGAGCGCUUCAUCGAGCGCCCGCGACACAUCGAGGUGCAGCUGCUGGGUGACAAAGCUGGCAAUGUUGUGCACCUCUACGAGCGAGAUUGUUCCGUGCAGAGGCGGCACCAGAAAGUUGUGGAGAUCGCUCCAGCGCCCAGAUUAGAUCCUGAGAUUCGUAAGAAGAUGACAGACUGUGCAGUACAUUUAGCGCGACACGUGGGCUACGAGAACGCGGGCACGGUAGAGUUCCUAUUGGACGAUAAAGGCAACUUUUACUUCAUCGAAGUCAAUGCUAGGUUACAAGUAGAACAUACAAUCACAGAAGAGGUGACAGGUAUAGAUUUAGUACAAUCACAAAUCCGAGUCGCCGAAGGAUUGACUCUACCUGAACUUGGUCUUACUCAAGACAAGAUACAUACGCAGGGUUUCGCAAUACAAUGCAGAGUUACUACUGAGGAUCCAGCUAAUAACUUCCAGCCUAGUACUGGCAGGAUUGAAGUAUUCAGGUCUGGAGAAGGUAUGGGCAUUCGUCUAGACUCCGCGUCGACGUACGCUGGAGCUAUUAUAUCACCCUACUACGACUCUUUGCUUGUGAAGGUAAUCUCCCACGCUCAAGACUUAUCAGCAUCCGCGGCUAAAAUGAACCGAGCGCUACGAGAGUUCCGUAUACGAGGCGUCAAAACAAACAUACCAUUCUUACUUAACGUACUUGAAAACCAGAAGUUUUUGAAUGGCGCCGUAGACACGUACUUCAUAGAUGAAAAUCCACAACUGUUCAUGUUCAAAGCAUCUCAAAAUAGAGCUCAGAAAAUUUUGAAUUAUUUGGGCCAAGUAUUGGUCAAUGGACCGGCGACACCACUGGCUACUAACAUACCACCCUCAGAUGUCAAACCCUAUAUACCACCUGUGCCGUUAGGUAAGUUUUUUUCAGACCUUUCGCCUGAGGCCAUAAAAAGGCAAGAAAUGACUGGCGAGAACACAGCUGUGGCACCACCGAAGGGAUUUAAGGAAAUCCUCAAAGAGGGUGGCCCAGAAGCGUUCGCGAAAGCAGUCCGUCAGAACAAAGGUCUUCUACUCAUGGACACUACAUUCAGAGAUGCCCACCAAUCCUUACUGGCGACCCGUAUUCGAACACACGAUCUGUUGGCUGUAUCCCCCUAUGUUGCUCACAACUUUAGUAACUUAUACUCUUUGGAAAACUGGGGAGGUGCUACUUUUGAUGUUGCUUUACGUUUUCUGCACGAGUGUCCUUGGGAGCGCUUGGAAGACAUGCGGAAACUCAUCCCCAACGUGCCCUUCCAGAUGUUGCUCCGCGGAGCUAAUGCAGUCGGCUACACUAACUACCCGGACAAUGUUGUAUUUGAAUUCUGCGAUAUGGCUGUGAAAGCUGGUAUGGACAUAUUCAGAGUAUUCGAUUCACUGAACUACUUACCCAACUUGAUCCUCGGUAUGGAAGCAGCAGGCAAGGCCGGAGGUGUUGUCGAAGCCGCAAUCUCUUACACCGGAGAUGUGUCAGACCCCUCCAAGAAGAAAUAUGACCUCAAGUAUUAUUUGAACCUGGCCGACGAGCUCGUAAAGGCUGGAACACACGUUCUCGGUAUCAAAGAUAUGGCUGGUUUACUCAAACCACAGGCUGCUGAGCUGCUGAUCACGGCGAUCCGCGACAAGCACCCGUCGGUGCCCAUCCACGUGCACACGCACGACACGUCGGGCGCGGGCGUCGCCGCCAUGCUGGCGUGCGCGCGCGCCGGCGCCGACGUCGUGGACGCGGCCGUGGACUCCAUGUCCGGCCUCACCAGCCAGCCCAGCAUGGGCGCGCUCGUCGCCUCGCUGCAGGGCACGCCGCUCGACACCGGUAUACCCCUCCAAACCGUCUCCGAAUAUUCCGCAUACUGGGAGCAAGCCAGAACCUUGUAUGGUCCAUUCGAAUGCACCGCCACUAUGAAGUCUGGUAACGCUGACGUGUACCUCAACGAAAUCCCCGGAGGACAGUACACCAAUUUGCAGUUCCAAGCCUUCUCAUUAGGCCUGGGUAGCCAGUUUGAGGAAGUUAAGAAGGCUUAUAGAGAAGCCAACUUGCUAUUGGGUGACAUAAUCAAAGUGACCCCGUCAUCGAAGGUAGUCGGUGACCUUGCCCAAUUCAUGGUACAGAACAAGCUGACAGCAUCCGACAUAAAAGCGAAAGCAGAAGAAUUAUCAUUCCCGAAAUCCGUUGUGGAAUUCUUCCAAGGUGCUAUCGGCAUACCUUAUGGUGGCUUCCCUGAACCUUUAAGAUCAAAGAUUCUUAAAGACAUGCCAAGAAUAGAAGGUCGUCCUGGUCAAGAGUUGCAGCCUCUGGACUUCAAGAAACUAAAACAAGACCUACAAGAAACUUACCCAGAGGUAUCAGACCAAGACGUAAUGUCAGCUGCGAUGUACCCGCAAGUGGCGAACGAUUUCUUCCGUAUCCGCGACAAGUACGGCCCCGUCAAACACCUCGACACGAAGACCUUCCUCGUUGGACCUACGGUCGGUGAAACGAUCGAGGUGAAGAUCGAGCGCGGCAAGACGCUGGACAUCAAGACACUGGCCGUCUCCGACGAGAUGACGGCGGCCGGCGAGCGCGAGGUCUUCUUCGAGCUCAACGGGCAGCUGCGCUCCGUCUUCAUCCGCGAUGAUCAGGCUAGCAAGGAAAUGAAAAUCCAUCCCAAAGCUGUGAAAGGUGACAAGAAUCAAGUUGGAGCUCCGAUGCCAGGCACUGUUUUAACCAUCAAAGUAAAAGAAGGCGAUAAGGUAGACAAAGGACAACCAAUUGCAGUGUUAUCAGCCAUGAAAAUGGAAAUGAUAGUCCAAGCUCCUCGAGCUGGCACCAUUUCGUCUGUGACCAUCACUAAUGGCCAGAAGUUAGAGGGAGACGACCUGAUCUGUACCAUAGAAUAAGUAUAAAUAAGAUUCAUUAUCCUUUUAUUUCAGUUUCUUCACUAACUGAUAUUAAUACUGGUUUUAUAAUUUAUUUACAAAACACAGAAAUCACAAUUUUCAAAUUUUUUUUGUUAUAUUUGUUUUUCUUUAAACGUAUUUUAGUUUUUUAUUUUUUAUUUGAUGGUAAAUGUAGAUUAUAUUUUGGAGCGAUGAGGGUUUAAAAAAUACUGAAAUUGUUAAAAAAUCAAUAAUAAAUUAUGAUUAAUAAAAUUACCUGUGAUAUUUAACCUAUUAAAUAGUGUCUGCAACACAAAAUUUUUAACAUCACAGUACAAAAAAGAGUUAUUUAAGCUAAAAUAAUUUAUACUUAGAGAUUUUAAAAUUUAAGAAAGCAAUAUGGAAUGUUGAUCCGAGUGGCUUAUUAUAUUUCAGUUUACUACUAGCACUAGAAUAGUCAUUCCAGAUUUAUUUUUACUGAUGUUUUAUAAUAUAAGUUAAAAUGCUGUUAAUACACAAAAGACGAGAACUGAAGACAUUUUGAACUGUCUAUAAACAAUUUACAUAUUAUGUUAAAUUAUAAUACUUUGUAUAAUUACGUGCUUCCAAUAAUUUGUUGACCUUUUUAUUGUUAAUUUUGCACAUUUAUAACUUAAUUAUUUAAUAAAUGUUUUAAAUA